ACCGAAAUUUUUAAUGUCAAGGUUAGUCCUGGUCAUGUGUUUGGUAUGGAUAGUAAACCAGGCUAUGAUUCAGAUGACGAAUUCUUCGAUUGCCAGUCAGAAGCUUGUUUUUAUGCUGUGGCUUCUCCUUUGAGUAAAGGUCAAGGUGAAGUUUUUGUGGAUCCUAAGAGGGCUUAUUUAAAGUUACGUGGUAUCACGGGUGCUAGGCUUAAGUUAUUUGCUAACCAUGUGGAUGCCAACAAGUUUGCGAAUACUCCAGUUGACGAAGAGAACCUCUCCAACCCCUACCCUCCAGUAAGUUGGGAUAUUUUGUAUACAAAAAUUAAGUCACCCAAAGCUGAUGUUGAAAGCAGUCCAUACCCAAGUGCUAGUCAACAAACCCUAAUUCGUUUUCGAUCAAUGUUAGAUAAUGGGAACGUUGAUGUUGUUAAAAAAAUGGUAGACGAUAACCCGAUGAUUUUAGUAACGACUAGUGACACACCCACAAUAUUGCAAAUACGCUUUCGAUAUAAUGCAUUACAUGUGGUUGCUUCGAAAGGCAACGUCAACCUGCUUCAGUUUCUCCUAAAUUGUAUUGAUUCUGAUAAAUUUUGGGAACGUCUGUAUCCAGGUGCAUCUAAAGAAGCCUCUUAUUGGCGUCAACAGUAUGUUCUAGACCUAUAUUUGAAUAGUCCUGAGCUUGGAAACUUUGAAACUCCCCUACAUUUCGCUAGUAAAUAUGGACAUAUUGAAUGUGUUUCCAUGCUUGCGCGGCAUCCAUUAACAAAGCUCGACCCUCGUAACUUUGCAGGUCAUACGCCUGUAGAUUUGGCUGCUACUCGUUUGAUCAGUCAAGAGAAAAUCCUCCAUUCGGAUUUCGAUUGUCCCACUAACAUUGUUAAUAGAAUUCUACAUAUUUUUGAUGAGAGUUACAUUGUAUUAGCAGAUGUGGAGGUCUCAGAACCAGCUAUAAUAAAGACUAGGAUACUAGCACCCUUGAACACGCGUGAAUUUCAAACGAUGUUAGGGUUGUAUGCACGGAAUUCGUGUAAAACAUUUAGAAAUGCAACCCAUGUGAAACCAUUUCCUACACAAAACAAUCAAUAUUAUUUUUUCAGGAGUUCGGUGGAAACUGGGGAUUGUCUCAAAGUUAAGAUUAAUGGCAAUGUUCACCGGUUACGAGGCUUCUCAGGACCAAUGCCGAGUGAUGUAGCUGUCGAAUUUCGAAAAAAAUGGCUUCAAUACAACGCACCUAAUGCUGUUGACUACAAAUCUUUUUCACAUCUUCGUCUAAUUGAUUCGGAAAAAGGAUAUGAACGCCAAGGAAGGUAUUUAUCACGUGUUUUUGGGACAAGUUGGUAUGAAUACUGGGAAUUUUUGGAUGAUUACAUUGACUUAAGCUCCGAAGAUGGUUUGCUAGCUUUAGAAGAUUAUCUGUCUAAUUGUUCAUCACUGAACAUUGACCAUCCAUUAAAAGAAACUACCAGUAAUGGGGAUUGCUCAAACAAUAGUAAUACUGAAGGUACUCUAGCAAAUGUUUUGCAAGAUGUCAGUCAGACUGGCUGUACGCUCUCUCCAACAUUUUCACUUUUCGAUGAUAACAAUAACGAUGUAUUCGCUCCUGCAACACCUAUUAUCCGUGGAAAGUUAGUUCCUAAGAGCAAUUCAACAAUUAACAGAGAAUUAUUUGCGUCAUCUAACUCUCAACGUUGGCUAUCUUAUCGUCAAGAUAAAGGUUGUAUUCAUGGAUUAAAUGAUAGUUUGGAAAAUAGCUCCGAGCAAACAAACUCAAAUAUUCAUUCUCAUGAGGAAAUGUCCGAUGAAAGAGACUCAGUAGACGAGGCUGUUGUUGUCAGUCCCAUUGUACAACUUCUGAAGCGUUUGACGUUUUUAAGUCCAAUGAGUUGGUUAAGAGCAGGUAAUCAAGUAGACGCAGAUGGCCAGAAGUCUUUAACGACAGACAAUUCUACUACCAAUAAACUUGUUGGUCAUGUGUCUGAACUGAGAUUUUCAAAUAAACGCAAAAUAUCGGCAUCAAGCUUUCAGAGCUUAGAUUCGCCCUUAGACAAGCCUGGUGGCAAGAAACACUCGCCCGGUAAAACAGAAACUAAACCAACAUCUGAAUUAACAAGAAAACAAUUACCACAUGACUUCACUAAUAUCUACAAAGCGUUGCCUGGAAAUGACGACGAACUAAAAUAUUUUAACCCGCUUGAGCUGCCACUUCAAAAAUCUACACCAUCUCUUGUACUAUCCACGUCAAACAAUUCUAAAUUUAUGAAAUGUAUUCAACUAACUGAAUACGUUCAAUCUUUCUUAAAUAAGUCCUCAUAAAUAUUUAGCUGAUAAUAAACAAGAGUAAAAAGAUAACUGUGUACAAUAUUUUUGUUAAAGCUUGUUUUCUAUGUACAUUUCGCAAUCUGGUGCUUUAUAUAUUCAUAUAUAUAUCUUACGUGUUUUUUGUCAAUUCCGAUUAAUUCUUAGGAGGAAAAAUGCUUCAUACGAAUGAAAUAUCAAAUGUGUUCUCACACGCCAAACAAGGUCAAACAAAAAAAGCAUCACUUCAUGCAAUAUACUGUUACGAGUCAUC
Molecule: messenger RNA, 2569 nt
Organism: Schistosoma margrebowiei
Lineage: Eukaryota; Metazoa; Platyhelminthes; Trematoda; Strigeidida; Schistosomatidae
Source: the annotation of a GenBank genome assembly